AUGGCAGCCCCGAAGUCGGUUGGGGAGUCCUUGGUGGGGGGAGUGGUCCAGGAGACGAACUCCUCUCGUUUUCUGGUUUUCAAUCCCAAAACAGCCGAGCUACUUGGUCAACAUCAAGUGAGAAUAUCACAAGAGCUUCCAAAAGAAGAAUGGGUGGAACAGGACCCGAACGAAAUUAUUCAGUCUGUCUUUGAGUGCAUAGAGAAAACGUGUGAGCAGCUUAGCGAACUGAAUAUUGAUAUAUCCAACAUAAAAGCCAUCGGCAUCAGCAGCCAGAGGGAAACCACUCUAGUCUGGGACAGGCUGACCGGAGAGCCGCUCUACAACGCUAUCGCUUGGCUGGACCUAAGGACCCAGUCUACCGUGGAGAAACUGAGCAAAAAAAUUCCAGGAAAUAAUAACUUUGUCAAGUCCAAGACGGGCCUUCCCCUGAGCACUUACUUCAGCGCCGUGAAACUUCGUUGGCUGCUGGACAAUGUGGAAAGCAUUCAAAAGGCUGUGGAAGAAGGGAGAGCCCUCUUUGGGACCGUUGACUCCUGGCUCAUCUGGAACCUGACGGGAGGCGCGGAGGGAGGCGUCCACUGCACGGAUGUGACAAAUGCAAGCAGGACGAUGCUCUUCAACAUCCACUCUUUGGAAUGGGAUAAGGAGCUCUGUGACUUUUUUGAAAUUCCAAUGAACAUUCUUCCCAACGUCUGCAGUUCUUCUGAGAUCUAUGGCCGAAUGAAGGCUGGGUCCUUAGAAGGGGUGCCCAUAUCUGGGUGUUUGGGGGACCAGUCUGCUGCAUUGGUGGGACAGUUGUGCUUCCAGGAAGGGCAAGCCAAAAACACGUAUGGAGCAGGUUGCUUCUUACUGUGUAACACCGGCCGUAAGUGUGUGUUUUCUGACCACGGCCUUGUGACCACAGUGGCUUACAAAUUAGGCAAAAACAAGCCAGCAUGUUAUGCACUGGAAGGUUCGGUUGCUAUAGCCGGUGAAGUUAUUCGCUGGCUAAAAGACAAUCUUGGAAUUAUAGAGACCUCAGAAGAAAUUGAAGAACUUGCUAAGGAAGCAGGUACUUCUUAUGGCUGCUACUUCAUCCCAGCCUUUUCAGGGUUAUAUGCACCUCAUUGGGAUCCCAGCGCCAGAGGGAUCAUCUGUGGGCUCACUCAGUUCACCAAUAAAAGUCAUAUUGCUUUUGCUGCAUUAGAAGCUGUUUGUUUCCAAACCCGAGAGAUUUUGGAUGCCAUGAACCGUGACUGUGGAAUUCCACUCAGCCAUUUGCAGGUGGAUGGGAAAAUGACCAAAAACAAAAUUCUUAUGCAACUACAAGCAGACAUUCUGCGGAUUCCAGUAAUGAAGCCCACUGUAGCUGACACAACCGCACUGGGAGCCGCCAUGGCAGCGGGAGCUGCAGAAGGGGUGGGCGUUUGGAGUCUUAAGCCCGAGGAUUUGUCAGCCGUGGUGAUGGAACGGAUUGAGCCACAGAUCAAUGCCAUGGAAAGCGACACUCGUUAUUCUACAUGGAAGAAAGCUACGCAGAAGUCAAUGGGCUGGAUUACAACUCAGACUCCUGAAAGUACUGUUUCCCCUGCCUUCUCUAGUCUGCCCUUGGGCUUUUUCAUAGUGAGUAGCCUGCUGAUGCUAAUUGGAGCAAGGUACAUCUCCGGUAUGCCAUAA
This is a messenger RNA of Myotis brandtii (Brandt's bat), 1659 nucleotides long. It is a transcript of the gene GK2, whose product is annotated as glycerol kinase 2. Lineage: Eukaryota; Metazoa; Chordata; Mammalia; Chiroptera; Vespertilionidae. The record is from RefSeq and is a predicted model, not a curated record. The transcript has a single exon. Gene Ontology annotation, cellular component: mitochondrion. Gene Ontology annotation, molecular function: glycerol kinase activity. Gene Ontology annotation, biological process: glycerol metabolic process; triglyceride metabolic process; glycerol-3-phosphate biosynthetic process. The coding region runs from base 1 to 1659 and encodes 552 amino acids.